Molecule: messenger RNA, 2628 nt
Organism: Suncus etruscus (white-toothed pygmy shrew)
Lineage: Eukaryota; Metazoa; Chordata; Mammalia; Eulipotyphla; Soricidae
Gene: MTRR
Product: 5-methyltetrahydrofolate-homocysteine methyltransferase reductase
Exons: 15
Coding region: 38-2098 (686 amino acids)
Biological process (GO): homocysteine metabolic process
Cellular component (GO): cytosol
Molecular function (GO): [methionine synthase] reductase (NADPH) activity; FMN binding; flavin adenine dinucleotide binding
Source: RefSeq, a predicted model, not a curated record
GUCUGGCCCCGCGCGCUGACAGAGCUUGUGCAGGGGGAUGAGGCGGUUUUUGUUGCUCUACGCCACACAGAAAGGCCAGGCAAAGGCCAUCGCAGAAGACAUCAGUGAGCGGGCAGCCGCCCACGGCUUUUGUGCCGAGCUGCACUGCAUCAGCGAGUCGGACAAGUACGACCUAAGAACGGAAACGGCCCCUCUGGUGGUUGUUGUCUCUACCACGGGCACCGGGGACCCACCCGACACAGCCCGAAGCUUCGUCAGGGGCCUCCAGGACCGGACUCUGCCGGCUAAUCGCCUUGCUCACCUGCGCUACGGAUUGUUAGGUCUGGGGGACUCGGAAUAUACCUACUUCUGCAACGGAGGCAAAGUCAUUGACCGGCGGCUCCAGGAGCUCGGAGCACAGCAUUUCUAUGACACGGGGCAUGCUGACGACUGUGUGGGGUUAGAGCUUGUAGUUGAGCCGUGGAUCGAGGGGCUUUGGGCCUCACUCACCAAGCACUUUGCAUCUGGAGGAGGAGGAGGAGAAGACACCAUGCCUGGGGAUCCCCCAAGUGAUCCGAUGCCUGGAGGCCUCCCAGCAGCACCCACUGCCCCCCAAAGCACAGGGGCUAUGACCAGCCUUGAGUCUCAGCUGCAGCUUCUCCACAUAGACAAAGCAGACAGCAGGACGCCAGGGGCUCUCCCCACCCAGGUCCAGGCCACGUUGGCCUGCUCAGUGCCUCCCCUGUCAAUUGCCUCUCUUACGGUCCCUGCGUCCCCACCCAGAUUCCUCCAGGUGCACCUGCAGGACCCACUGGACCAGGAGGAGAAGCAGGUGCCUGUGCCUGGGCCAGAGCCAGUAUUUCGGGUUCCAGUUUCCAAGGCAGCUCAGCUGACCACAGCUGAUGCGGUGAAGGCCACCCUGCUGGUGGAGUUGGACAUCUCGCAAACAGACUUUUCGUAUCAGCCAGGAGAUGCUUUCAACGUCUUUUGCCCAAACCGUGAGGCAGAGGUCCAGGAGCUGCUCCAGCUGCUACAACUGGCAGAUCGGGCAGAGCAUCGUGUGAUCCUGGAGGUCUUGCCCGACACCCAGAAGAAAGGAGCGGUGUUACCACAGCAUAUCCCAGAGGGACGUUCACUCCGCUUCCUCCUCACCUGGUGCUUGGACAUCCGGGCGCCUCCUAAGAAGGCCUUCCUGCGGGCCCUAGUGGACCACACAGGCCAGGAGGCCGAGCGGCGGCGACUGCAGGAGCUGUGCAGCAGGCAGGGAGCACCCGACUACAACCGCCUGGUGCGUGACGCAGGCAUGGGACUAGGGGACCUGCUGGCCACCUUCCCGUCCUGCCAGCCCCCACUAAGUCUCCUGCUAGAACAUCUUCCAAAGCUCCAGCCCAGGCCAUACUCUUGUGCAAGCUCCAACCUACACCUACCUGGGCGGCUGCGCUUUGCCCUCAGCAUCCUUGAGUUUCCGAGCCCGCGAGGAGCGGCUGAUGUGCGUCGGGGCCUGUGCUCGGGCUGGCUUGCCCACCUGCUGGAGACCCAGCUCAGACCCCUCGGAGACCACAGGGGCAACCCCAGUCCUGAGAUCUUUAUCUCGCCUCGAGCAACAAAUUCUUUCCAUCUACCUGAGGAUCCCUCCGUCCCCAUCAUAAUGGUGGGCCCGGGCACUGGCUUAGCUCCCUUCAUCGGGUUCCUGGAGCACCGGGAGAAGCUGCAGGAAAAGCUCCCAGGGGCCCAGUUUGGAGCCACGUGGCUGUUCUUUGGCUGCAGACACAAAGAACGGGAUUACCUGUUCAGGGACGAGCUCGGCCGGUUCCAGAAGCUUGGGGUCCUCACGCACUUGUAUGUGUCCUUCUCGAGGGACCCAUCUACAGGGGAAGAUGCGCCUGCUCGAUAUGUGCAGGACAACCUGCGGCGGCUAGGCCCCCAGCUGGCCCGCGUGCUCCUGCAGGACAAUGGGCGUGUCUACGUGUGUGGAGAUGCUAAGAACAUGGCCAAGGAUGUGAACGAGGCCCUGGCUGACAUCCUGAGCCGAGAGGCAGGGCUGCCCAGUCUGGAAGCACUGCGGACUUUGGCCACGCUGCGGGAGGAGAAGCGCUACCUUCAGGACGUCUGGUCAUAGGGGAUAGAACCCAGCAGCAUCUGUCUUGAGCUUCAGGCAGGACCAGGCAUUUCUGACUGGGCAGGCCACAUCCUGUCUCUAAACGCAACUAUGUCGAGCCUCUUUUGGAGGAGAGGAUGGGACAUCGAGAUGGAGCCCCUCACCGGCCUGUAGCCUAGAGCCCAGAGCGACCCUUAUUCCCAGUGUGUCCAGGGAAGGAAGGUCUGGCUGGGCCAGCCUCGGGUCUGCAUCUCCUGCUCCAGGGCACCUGGUUAGGAUAAUGCAAUAGGGUUGGUUGGCUUAUUUGUGGUGGUAUUCGGGUUAUUUCAGUUUUUGCAAUCAGGAUUCUUGGGGUUCCAUAUGGGAUGCCAGGAAUUGAACCCAGCUUGACCACAUACAAGGCAAGCGCUCUCCCCACUGUGCUGUUGCUCUGAUUUUUAAAUUUUAAUUUAAUUAAAAAAUUUUUUUUGGCUUUUUAGCCACAUCUGGUGGCACUCAGGGCAUAUCCUUGGCUCUAAGCUCAGAAAUCACUCCUGGGGCUGGAGCGAUAG